Molecule: messenger RNA, 1374 nt
Organism: Stylonychia lemnae
Lineage: Eukaryota; Ciliophora; Spirotrichea; Sporadotrichida; Oxytrichidae
Source: the annotation of a GenBank genome assembly
AUGGGAGAACGAAUGCUUAAUAGAAGUUUGCUAAAUCUUUUUCAGAUUCAGACUUAGCUUUAAAGGACAAUAGAAAAGGCUAAAUAAUCCAAUAUCGAGGGCGCUCGUGAUUAGCUAGAUGAAUUCUUGAACUUCAUUAAGGAAUAAUACUUUGUGCUAGAUGAGAAGUAGAAGAAUGUCAAGAUAAAAGAUAUUGAAGCUCCCAAAGUAAAGCAAGGGAAGAAUAUAAAUUCAAUCACUAAGUAAUCAGUGGAUUUGAGCUACAUAGACAAAGCCAGCUUUACCUAUAACAUAAAGUAUAUUGAGAUGCCAAACAGUCUCAGUGAGUUUGCAAAGAUAUUCAAACUUAACAAAAAUGAUAUUGUCAGAAAGAUAAAGUCAUAUCCAACUGGAUAGCAUGAACUUUCUUGCAUCAUUCACUCUCAAGAGAGAAACAAAAUAUAUCUACACUAGGCUUAGACAUCUAAAGUGCUAAGAUAUGAUGCAGUCUAAUUCACUCAGGAUGAGAAUUUCUAAGAGCUCAAAAUCAUAGAAAACAUUCAAGGAGGAAUCAUGGCAAAUUAGUUUAUCAUAUUUGUGGGAACUAGAAAUAUACACUACUUCCCUGAAUCAUAUAAUUAAGUCAGUAUAAAAACUCUCGAGACUAAUAAUAGAGGAGAUUUCAGGGACAUUUGCUUUGAUAAAGGCAGAGAUCUGCUUAUACUAGCUUUUACUUCAAACCUGAUGGAAAGAUCUAGUAUUUUUGUGAUGAAUGUAACUAAAGAGGAGAUACAAAUCAUAGAAAGAUUGAAUGAUGGAUUCAAUAAUAGUAUCAUUAGAUGCAAAAAGGUUUUAGAGCCUUAAAAGUUCAUGUUUGCAUGUCAAAAAGGUUUCUCAUCCUGCUACAUAUCAUCGAAUGGAACCAUAUCCUAACAAGAGAAUUAUCUUCCAAGUUAUUAGAAUAUCUGUGAUUUCGAAGAGAUUAGGAAGGGUGAAUAUAUAUUCUGCACAAGAGAGAAGUGUGCCUACUUUAUCUACAGAAUGAAUGAUUAAUAGAUUCAUGAUAUACCGUUAGGAUAAAGCUAACAGCCAUUUUCAAUGCGAUUGAUAAACUUUCCAGGCAUUAAAACUUAAUCUCCCUUCUUGAUUAACUAUGAGAAUCAAUACCUUAACAUUGUUGACUAUAGAUUCUAAAAGGCAUUCAGAUUAGGUCUAAAUAACUUCAAGGCUUAAGCUUUUAUCUAAUAUGGCAAUAGGCUAGUAGUUUGGGUUGAUUCAAUUGGAGGAGUCAGCAUCGUUUGUGCUUAGAUAAGUGAAGAUGGCAAUAACAUCAUCACUAAAUAUGAGAUAAGCAAUGUCUUUCUUCAAAUUAUCAAUAAGAUCACAAAGAGUUGA